AGUUUUUACUAAAGCAUCUGAUGUUAUGAAAUGAUCACACUGAUCUUUCCCUGGAUGAAACACACGGGAGGUUGUGUUAAGUAAAGCUGGAGGUGCCGGAGAUCACUGUCUGUGUGGAGUUUCCAGUCACUGCAUCUAAUGGUGUCUAUUUUUACAGGGAGCAGCACCAAGUCCAUCCUGUGUGUGUUGAUGCUGGUGAUGACCCUCCAUGGAGUCAUGGGAUGGUUCUGCUACAGCCACAUCCCAUCUACAGAGGCCAUCGGCUGGGUCUUCUGCCCCAGCACCUCCUGCUACACUGUCGGCGCCAGCAUCUUAGGGGAGCGAGACUCCAAGCGUGGCUGUGCAGACAAGACAUACCAAGACACCUGCCAGAAGGCCCCAGCAAUUGUACCCACAGAUGAUGUGUGUUUCUGCAACGCCAUCUUGUGCAACCAUUCUGGAGCCGGGACUACCUAUCUCUUUCUGCCGCUGCUCAUAUUCCCUUAUGUUCUACACAAAUUCCUGUAGAAUUAGGAUAAUUGGUGCCAGUGCUGCACGCAAUCUUUUGAGAUAUCAGUGACAGUUGUGUUUGGCAUCUACAAUUUGUUCUGAUGACGCUUACCACAACCAAUGUUGAUUCUCUUACUGAGUAUAGUUUUCAGUGCCUUCCUUGGCAUCUCAGUUUGCGUAUCAUCAUGUAGCUAAAAUCUCAUAUAGUAUUGUUGACUAUUUAUAGCAAAAAUAAUUUAACACUUUACUUCUUGUUUCUAUUAUAUGACCAGGAACACAUUGUCCAUUGCUUAACAAAGUAAAGAUCUUAUUUCUUUUGAAGUGUGGUGAACCUGCACACUGUUAAUUUUUAAGAAUUGGUCAAACUUGGUUCAUAUUGAAUAUUUAAAAAUUUUUAAUUGGGCCAAAUAGUACACACGAUUCAGCUCCGGUAGCAGUGUUGUAACUAGUGCUACAGUAUACUGUCUUGAUAACACCCAGUUCAUCUAGUGUUGUGCUACAUAGUGCUGAUGACACCAGUAUACGUAGUGCCAUAUUACCCUGCACUGGUAAUGCCAAUAUACUUCGUACUGUCAUAAACUAUAUUGUUAACACCUGUAGUACAGUUUCAGAUACUGCAUUAUGAUCUACUGGUGGCAUGAAUGUAUCUAUAGUGGUGUAUACUGGAUUAGUCACCAGUGUUUUCAACAAUGCAUUACUCUACUGUGGGUAAUUACUGUGUCUAAUGUUGCAUUCCACUACCAACAAUAGUAACACCAUCGUAGCUGGUGAUAUAUUAUUGUGAUAAUUACAUCAGUGCAUCUUCUCCUCCAUUAUACUCUAUAUCUAUUAUAGUGUAUUGAUAGACACCAGUACCUCUAGUUGCAAUGUACUGUACUGUUAAACAAACUCUUUAUCUCGUACCAUACAUCAGUGUACAAGUAACUACCUAAGUAUCUAGUGUUGCACUCCUCUGUAUUGGUGACACCACUGUAUUGCUGAAUUGCUGUGGGUGUGCCAAAGGAUGCAGUAUAAAGUGGCACCUCAACAUACAUUUACAGUAUGUAUUUUAGAUAAACCAACAUAGAACCUCAACAUUGUGAUGCUCACCAGUCAUCAGUGUAAGGGUAAAAUUUAUCACUCCGCCAUAUGCUAAAAGAAUAAUACGCAGAAGAAUGUUAUUCAAAGGAUUAUAAUUCGGAGUUUUUCAGAUAGAGAUUCAAUUUUACAUUAUGUAUAUGGGUCAGUGUUUAAAACUACUCUUAUAUCCAACAUUCUCAGUGGUACGCCACAAAUGUCAGAAAAAUACCAUGCAAAGUGCGUUACGUCAUGCUCUUUUUACACUCCUAUAUUAAUCGUACUAGACAAAUAUGAUAAGAAAAUGUAGCAUAUGUCAGGUGUUCCUGAAUACCUUGUAUGACACUGGUGACCUGGUUCACACUUUCAACAACUUAAGACACAGAAGGUGGUAAACAAACACUAUGGUUCAUAGUUAAGGACUUCAGUACUCAGUUAGGUUUACCAGCAGUUCACACAAGACACAUUACACAUGGUUUAAUUAAAAUCAAAAACCUUUCUCAGAUUUCUUUUGUUGAUGAACACUUCUCAGUUAAACCUCUGACACUGAGUACAUGUUACUCGCAGGAACAUUCUGAGAUUCUGAAUAGUCUUUCAGGUACAGCAUAAUUUUGGAAGACUUACUGUACUUUGUUUAGGUAAAACUCAAAAUAUGUGAGAAACAAUAUCCACAGCUCAGUCAUAUCAGACACAGGCAGGAGUCAACAUCACUAAAUUUAUGUCAUGGUACUGACACGACCAAUUAAUACCGUGGAUUUUUGUCAAAUGUAAUUUAAUUAUACUGUAUAGUGUACAAGAUUUACUAGAUUUACCCUUUCCUAGACAGAGAAAAACAAGUUUUCCCAUAAAUAUCUUGGCUUUACUUAUAGAUAGAUAAGAACUAACUUUAGAUUGACUGUUACAUGAGAAAAUUAUAAAAACAUUAUGUAAGUAUCUAAGCCAUUAAAAAAAAGCAUGGAGUUUCAUGUAGCAUUAGAUAUAGCAUUAGUUUGUCCUUCAAAACAAGUAGUCAAAAAGGUAAAGAAUACUAGUUAAUGCCACACUUUCCAUAAGCCACACCAAGAAUGUUUUCAUAGAGCUACAGUUACUGUAGCAUACUGUAAGUAGUGAAGGUUGUGUAGAUAUUUUGUAUAUUCUUCUGUUGACCUGUGCUUCUGGUGGGUGGCAUCACACCAAGAGUUUUAUAUUAUCUAUUACAUUUUAUGGAGUACUUUAUUGAUUAUAUUGUGUGUUGUACAAACCGGUCAAUAAAGUUUAUCAUAAAUGUAGCCAUAUACAGUGUUUACCUUCAAGUGUAAAAUAAAGAAUAAUAAAUUCUAGAUAAAAAAAAAUGUAAAAACUGGCGUGCUGCUCAAGCUGUAAUUACAAAGCUGACAAUAAAGACAAAUAAAUCUCAA
Cherax quadricarinatus is the source of this 2942-nucleotide messenger RNA. RefSeq lists its product as uncharacterized. The record is from RefSeq and is a predicted model, not a curated record. NCBI's taxonomy places the organism in Eukaryota, Metazoa, Arthropoda, Malacostraca, Decapoda, Parastacidae.